AAGGAAAAACAACCCCAGCAUCUUCAAACAGAGUAAUCUGUAAAGAAUGUUAUCAGUCGGCAUUAUCGCGGUGUCCUCUAAAGGAGGAAGAGUGCCGUCUCUCAAACGGUUUUAAAAUGGAGACCGAAGACAAGAGAGGUGACCAUGUGACUUGUGUCAAGUGGCCAGCGGUGGUGCAGACUCACCUUAUCUCUGAAGGAGAAAGCGAUGGCUCGCUGCAGUGAUGGCACCGCAGCUCCAGGGCCAGAGCUGUAACAUGAAAACGGCUGUCCGCGGCACUGCCAGGAGUAAAGUGGAUCUAUUUCAAGUCGUGUACUUCGGGAAAGUCCUGCGCAGAGACAUGACCGAGUGGACCCUGCUGAAGCGCCUCCUGGACGCCGUGCACCAGCACUCCACCAUGAUCGGUCGGAUCUGGCUCACCGUCAUGGUGAUCUUCCGGCUCCUCAUCGUCGCCGUGGCCACCGAGGACGUCUACACGGACGAGCAGGAGAUGUUCGUCUGCAACACCAUCCAGCCGGGCUGCUCCAACAUCUGCUACGACUCCUUCGCGCCCAUCUCCCAGCCCAGGUUCUGGGUGUUCCAGAUCAUCACCGUGUCCACGCCGUCCUUGUGCUUCAUCAUCUACACCUGGCACAACCUCUCCAAACAUCCGGAGGGGGAGCACGUUAAAGAGAGCCGAGAGACCUACGACAGGAGUUGCGACUCCGACAGCUGCUCCAUCAAAUCCCACAGACACCUGGGGCACAGCCUGGCAGACGUGCUGGAGGGCAUCGCUGCUCAGAGCAAUCACAAAGCGGCCAGCGGCAGCUCUUCGGGAGUCCUGUCGAAAUACUACGUCUUCCACGUGUGCUUCCGGGCGACCCUGGAGAUCGGCUUCGUCUUCGCCCAGUGGCUCCUGUUCGGGUUCCACGUCCCCUCUCACUUUGUGUGCACCGCCUUCCCCUGCUCCCAGAGGGUGGACUGCUACGUCUCCCGGCCUACGGAGAAGACCGUCUUCCUCGUCUUCAUGUUCUGCGUUGGGAUAUUCUGCAUCUUCCUGAACUUCCUGGAGCUGAACCACUUGGGCUGGAAAAAGAUCAAGACGUCUAUCCGCAUAAAAGAGAGCCCGUGGAGAGGCUACGAGGCCAUAAACCAGGACAGCCAAUCGGUGGCCUCCCUUACAUUCAGGGACAUUACCAGCACCACGUCUCUGCCCACGUUAGACCUGGUGGUGGAACACAAGCCAGACUGGACCUGCACAGGAAACUGCUCCCCGCUUAAAGACGAAAUGGCUGCAGAAGCGCAAAGCCAGGACAACCCCAGAGGAACGCAGUCUGUAAAGAGCAAGACCAGCAAAGGGAGGUCCUCCAAGCAGAGGAGCUCCGAGGUCUGGAUAUAA
Messenger RNA from Anguilla anguilla (European eel), 1378 nucleotides. RefSeq names its product connexin 36.7 (gene cx36.7). Gene Ontology annotation, cellular component: connexin complex. The transcript is spliced from 2 exons. Lineage: Eukaryota; Metazoa; Chordata; Actinopteri; Anguilliformes; Anguillidae. The record is from RefSeq and is a predicted model, not a curated record. The coding region runs from base 224 to 1378 and encodes 384 amino acids. Gene Ontology annotation, biological process: cell communication.